GGUGAGUGUGGGGUGGGGAGAGGUCAAAGGUCACGGCCAGUCAACUGCUGGGCAGAAAACAGACACGACUUACGUGCGCAGUUCCCGCAUCAGUUCUGCUCCAACCAGAGCCAGCCGGCCGCCUUGGAGAACUGCACUCGCAACGACGGCCUGUGUGCAAACUGCAGUUGGGUGACAACUCCUUGGAGUGACUGCUAUUGUCCAGCAGAAGUGAAGAUCAGAAACGUGUUGUGCAGCAGUGGAUUGGACGAGUGUUGUUUCCAGAGGGAGACUAGUACACCUCCAGAGGCAGACAUGUGUGACUGUUUUACCACAGACCAGCCAACCUCAUCCACUCCCACUGAAGAGACUUGCACUGAUUACACUGGGGUCAAAUGUAACCAGUUGAAGGAGGAUGGCUACUGCUCUGAAGACAACACCAAUUUCAUCAAACUGCUCUGUUGUCAGACUUGUUCAGGUGUACUCUAGCUCUCUCUCUCUCUCUCUCUCCCCCCACUCACUGUAUAUACCUCUGGGCCAUGUAUCAUUUCAACUACAUUUAGUCACUUUCAAGAAAAUUUUCAUUCUCGUGUUACAAUGUCCAUCACUUUUUGUACAUAGUUUUAUUGCGCCAUCUUUUCCAAUAUUUUUUUCUUCAAAAGACCUAGAGUCAAAGAAAUGUAGCAUACAGAUAUAAUGCGGUGAGUGGGGAGUUAGCUAAGUAUUGGAUCAGAGCCAAAUUGUUGUCUAAGAAUUCUCUUUUCUUCUUCGACAUAGUUCUUCCCUCGAGAAGAUUGCCCAAUGUCCCUCUUUCUCUUCUCCUUCACUCUAAAUAGUGCCCCCUUUGCUUUCUUCGCCGCUGGGGAUUCAGACGUCUCGGACUCGCUUGCCCCCUCUUGAGCACGUUUCACCUGCCGCUGAGUAUCCCCUGGGGUCUCUCUAACACUAGUUACCGCCGAAGUUCCAGUCCCGCUGGAUACAGGCCCGUUGUCGUACCUGACGGGAGGCGAAGAGAAUUCAACAGUGCCGGUACCGAGAAUGGUGCGAGUCAGGCUGCUGGUGACGGGGCCAGAUUUCUCCUUGAGGCUGUCCGGUGGAGGAAUGGCGACGUAGCCUUCUCUCUCGUGGACAGAGGGCUCCUCUACCUCCGUGUUCUUCUUAACAAAUUUGUCCCAGUCGAUGAACUUUUCGUUGGGGUUGUUAAGGAAGGAAGGCCGGCCCACCGACUUGAAGAGGGAGUUGGGUGAAGGGAGUUUGUCUGCCCCGUCAUUCACAGCCUCAGAGGGUUUGUCUGUACGGGAGUCUCCAGCGUCUUCUUCCUCCUCAGAAUCAGAGCUAUCGUCUCCUGCUGCGAAGAAGUUGAGA
Geodia barretti is the source of this 1344-nucleotide messenger RNA. The record is from the annotation of a GenBank genome assembly. NCBI's taxonomy places the organism in Eukaryota, Metazoa, Porifera, Demospongiae, Tetractinellida, Geodiidae.